Messenger RNA from Symbiodinium necroappetens, 682 nucleotides. The record is from the annotation of a GenBank genome assembly. Lineage: Eukaryota; Dinophyceae; Suessiales; Symbiodiniaceae.
GCCAGAGCUUAGCGACUCCUCGGGCAAGCCGUACCUCUGCACGGAUGAGGAUCACUUCGGGGAUCCUUGCCGUGGCCGUGGCGAAGUCUGGAUCAAAGGCUUGUCCGUUGGAUCUGGUUAUUACAAGCUUCCGGACAAAACUGCAGAGGACUUUGACAAGGACGGGUGGUUCCACACAGGAGACAUUGGGCUCAUAACCCCAGCAGGUCAAGUCAAGAUCAUUGACCGAAAAAAGAACCUUGUCAAGCUCAAGGGCGGCGAGUAUGUCGCACUUGAGAUGAUCAAUGUAACCUACAACAAUGCAGAUAUCAUCAACGCCGACGCCGGAGGCAAGCGGAAAGAGCUGCUUGAGCUCGCAGCCAAAAACGGAGUCACUGGAAAAGAUGGCGAGGAGCUCUGCAGGGAUCCCAAGGUGAUGGCUGCAGUCAAGGCCGCUCUAGACGUGGUUGCGAAGGCGGGAAAGCUACCUUCCCUGAUGCAAGCCACGGCUGUCAUGCCGGUAUUGGAGCCAUGGACGCCAGACAACGGCUGCCUCACAGCGACUUCGAAGCUUGUGCCAAAGACAGUCUACAAAGUGCACGAGAAGGCUUCCGACCUCGUCCGCGAGUGCGAUUCUCACCAGUUUAUUGGUUCAUACACUCACUCCUGCUGCUCCAACGGCGGCCAUUUUUUGUGGGGCUGA